CUUUUUCUUUUUUUUCUUUUCUUUUUCUUGGGUUGCUGACAAAACUUCGGGUCUGAAGGGAGAAGGAAACGGGCCUCACCGAGGUGUGGAGGUGUAUCUCACCGAGAAAGAAAUGACGUGAUUGGACCAGGAUUUCAACACACAAUUUCCGACCCGUCUCAACUCAACAACCAUCUAUGCUUGGUCAUAUUGCAAGCUCCUCAUCCUUUUGACUCACCCUAGUCUCGACUACCUCACCUAGGCUUGGCUUAUUCCUCACAUUCCUCUCUCAUUUAGAAUCAAGAUUAUAAAAAGUUCUAGUACAAUGGUCCACGCCGACGCCUCAAACUUCGCCAAUGGCGUGACAAAGGAGGAGGCCUAUGAGCAGGUUCUCAUGCAAGCCGAAGGUCUUCUCGACGGCCAAAGGAACUGGGUCGCCAACCUCGCAAACACAGCCUCCCUCCUCUGGCACGCCUACCACUCCCUCACAGCCCCCUCCAACGCAGUAAACUGGGCAGGUUUCUACGUCCUCGACCCCUCCUCCACCUCCUCCACCUCCUCCACCUCCUCCACCACGCCCCCCAAACAAUCCCUCAUCCUAGGCCCCUUCAUGGGCAAAGUCGCCUGCCAACAAAUCCCCUUUGGCCGCGGCGUCUGCGGCGCCGCCGCCGCCACGCAGCAGACGCAGCUCGUGGCCGACGUCGAUGCCUUCCCCGGCCACAUUGCCUGCGACGGGGAUAGUAAGAGCGAGGUUGUGGUGCCGGUUGUUGUUGACGGGAAGUUGGUGGCGAUUAUUGAUGUGGAUUGUGCGGAGAGGGAUGGGUUUAAUGAGGUUGAUCGGGUUUGGUUGGAGAGGCUUGCGCUGUUGCUUGCUAAGGGGUGCGAUUGGUGAGAUAGUGAGAGGGAUGUGAUGGAGGGUUUCGAUGAAGGGAUGGUAUUGGAGGGAUGGAGGGGGAGAGAGACCCGGGGUCAGAAGAGGUGACGAGAGGACGAGUAGGUAGGGGGGUUUCAGUGGUAUCAA
Messenger RNA from Colletotrichum phormii, 1000 nucleotides. RefSeq names its product GAF domain-like protein. Bases 305 to 871 code for a protein of 188 amino acids. Gene Ontology annotation, cellular component: cytosol. NCBI's taxonomy places the organism in Eukaryota, Fungi, Ascomycota, Sordariomycetes, Glomerellales, Glomerellaceae. The record is from RefSeq and is a predicted model, not a curated record. The transcript is spliced from 4 exons. Gene Ontology annotation, molecular function: L-methionine (R)-S-oxide reductase activity; protein binding.